GCGGCGCUCCAGGCUGCGGCUCGGAUCGCUACAUCCUGGGUGUGCGUGGAUAGAGAGGAGGACCUAUGCUCAGCAAAACGGGAAGUGAUGUUCAAUCGAGGAAGAAAGUGCAGCAACUUUAUCCAGGAAAAGUAUAAAAGUACAGUAAGCUUAACCACAAGCAAGCAGCAGAAGGCAGAAAGCGCUGCUUUUCCCACGCUUCGUUGCAUCUCAUGCGCGUCUCCUGACUUUCAGAUUGACGGAACUGCUCAGAAAUAGACGCUCACUAUGUCUGAUGGGGACUAUGAUUACCUCAUCAAAUUCCUAGCCCUUGGUGACUCCGGCGUGGGCAAGACCAGCUUCCUGUAUCAGUACACGGACAGCAAGUUCAACACCAAGUUUAUUACCACAGUGGGCAUAGACUUCAGAGAGAAACGGGUGGUGUACAAGCGUGACGGCGCCGAUGGGACGCCUGGCAAGGCCCAGCGGAUUCACCUCCAGCUGUGGGACACAGCAGGACAAGAGAGGUUUCGCAGUUUGACGACGGCUUUCUUCCGGGAUGCCAUGGGAUUCCUCCUCGUGUUCGAUCUGACGAGCGAGCAGAGUUUCCUCAGCGUCCGGAACUGGAUGAGCCAGUUACAGAUGCACGCCUACUGCGAGCACCCGGACAUCGUUCUGUGCGGGAACAAGAGCGACCUGGACGAGCACAGGGAGGUCAAAGAGGAGGAGGCCAAGAAGCUGGCAGAAAAAUUUGGAAUCCCGUACUUUGAGACGAGCGCUGCCAGUGGGCACAACGUGAGCCAAGCUGUGGAGGCUUUGCUGGACCUCAUCAUGAAGCGCAUGGAGCGCUGUGUGGACAGGUCCUGGGUGCCAGCGAGUGUCACGCAGCCCAAUGGGCACGGUGGCACCGAGAAGAUCAAGGAGGAGUCAGAGGCGAGCGCGGGAAAGUGUGCCUGCUAGCUUAACCGUCCGCCCCCGCUGCCUCCGCCACCCACGCCGCCCCCAGCCUACGUCUGUCAUUCACUCGCCUUGAAUUAGGGUGGGGAAGGGUUCGAAAACUGGAGGGGGAGGGGGACAAGAGCUAUGUUCUGUUAACCAAAAAAAGACACUGGAGUUUUCAGUCUUUUACUGUCUUUGUCAGCAAAGCACACAAAAUGGCCCUAUUUCUGGAGACCCACAGAGUCGCCAUGGCGACAGGCUCUGUCUUUGCAGGUGCAUCAUGGGAUUCUGGACUCAGUUUAACUGCUGAUCUUUGGCUUUUUCCCACUGUGCCAUUAAAUCUCUGACAGUAGCCUUAAUUGAGGAAAAAAUGUCAAAUUUAAACAAAGACAAGAGUGAUAAUAAGUGAACAUAUAAUGCAUUUUAAUACAAAUAUUUUUAUACAGCAAAGUGAUGCUACAUAAACAUAUAAACAGAUACUAUAGUACCUGUUUAUAUACAGCACAAAUACAAAUGUAUCACGUGUUGUAUACUGUUGCAUUAAAUAAUAUUGUAUAACAUAACAGUAUAGAACACUGUGGAAGUUUGGUAUCUAAUAGAGUCGUGCCAUUAAAGCUUGUUUAAUCAGAGCUGGAGCCGCACUUUGGUAGCCACCAUAAUUAGGGGUCGUCCUAAAGUCCCAUUACACUCAAUUUUUUUUUAUUUAAAUAAAGGAAAAAAGGUUUUGAAGUUCCGCUUGCAUGCCAUGAAAGAAUGUCAGCUUUAUGUCCUGUUGGGUUCUGGGUGUGGUUGCUGUUCCUCUGUCUGUCUGCAUGGGUCAGACGCCGGCUAAGUGAGGCUGUCCAUGGUUAUGACAGGCCCACAGCUUGGUGCCCUGAGAUGGGGAUUUCUGUCUCAUUACGGUGAAUGUUGGUAAAACACAUGUGUGGGGUGAUUAUCUGCAAUGCAAUUCAAAUCUGUUGUAUCAUCAUGUUUUAAACACUGUAUUAAUUCCAAAACACUGUCCCGAUGCCAAAUAUAUAAACUGUAUUCUUUAAUAAAAAUCAUUUAUUUUAUUUAUUAAAGUUAUGUGAUAUGGUUGAAAUGUA
Molecule: messenger RNA, 2006 nt
Organism: Paramormyrops kingsleyae
Lineage: Eukaryota; Metazoa; Chordata; Actinopteri; Osteoglossiformes; Mormyridae
Product: ras-related protein Rab-27A-like
Molecular function (GO): GTPase activity; GTP binding
Source: RefSeq, a predicted model, not a curated record